This is a messenger RNA of Belonocnema kinseyi, 4417 nucleotides long. RefSeq names its product cell surface glycoprotein 1-like. Bases 1 to 4041 code for a protein of 1346 amino acids. The record is from RefSeq and is a predicted model, not a curated record. Lineage: Eukaryota; Metazoa; Arthropoda; Insecta; Hymenoptera; Cynipidae. The transcript has 8 exons.
AUGGGCCGAAGUAUCGGGCCAUGUUUGGCCUUGAUCUUGUUGGCCUUAGUUUUUGUCACUUAUGCACGACCAGGUGGACAUGGUGGUAAAACAUUAGGAGCUGUUGGAUCUCUCACAAGUGCACCGGAUUCUUUAACUGAAGAUCAAUCAGCAAACCCGAAGCCUAAUGUCAAGACUGGUAUUAAAACAAAUCCUAAGAGAGGAUUUCCGGGCGAAAAACGCAAAGGAAAAGUGGUUGAUCAAAAUCCGUUCGAAGGUUGUCUUCUCUGGGCAGAUGGGAAAGCUCCAAAUUUUAAAAAUAUUCCACGAGUGCCAGGAAGUACAUUAAGUGAUGAAGAUAGUGAAGAUUCUAAAAGUGAUAAUGGGGAUUAUAAUGAGGAUCCGGAAAGUAAUGAUGGGGAUUAUAAUGAAGAUCCGGAAAGUGAAAAUGGAGACUAUAAUGAAGAUCCAGAAGGUAACAACGGGGAUUAUGUAGAAGAUCCGGAAAGUGAAAAUGGAGAUUAUAGUGAAGAUCCAGAAAGUGAAAAUGGUGAUGAUAAUGAAAAUCCCGAAAGUGUAAAUAAAAGUGGUGAUAAAAAGUCAAGUGAAAAAACGGGUGAUAAACCUAACAUUGUUAAUCCAAAAAUUGGAGGACCUGCAGCUCAAGGUGAGCCAUGUAAUACUAAAAGAUGCCAACGUCCUGAGGCUAAAGGUAAUGUCAAAGGUGGGGGAAGGAGACCUAGUGGUCCAAAUAAACAGGGCUCAGAAACUACACCCAAAAAAAAUUCCGAAAACCCUGAAGGACCCCAGAAAUUUGGCCCACAAACCCCUAGUAGAUCAAAUGUCCCUGAGAAUGAUGAAUCGAAAUCGAAAUCCAUACCAUCUAAACCACAGGAUGAGAAAAGUCCCAAGGACAAGCCUGAAAACCAGAAACCAGAGGAUGAGAAGAGUCCUGAAGAGAUGCCUGAAUCUCCGAAACCAGAGGAUGAAAAAAGUCCUGAUGAUAAACCGGACAAACCAAGUCCAGUGGAGAAGGUAAGUCCUGAUGGAAAACCUAAUACAUCCAAACCAGAGGAUGGGAAAAAUCCCAAGGACAAACCUGAAAACCAGAAACCAGAGGAUGAGAAGAGUCCUGAGGAGAUGCCUGAAUCUCCACAGCCAGAGGAUGAAAAGAGUCCUGAUGAUACACCGGACAAACCAAGUCCAGUAGAUAAAGUGAGUCCUGAUGGAAAACCUAAACCAUCCAAACCAGAGGAUGAGAAAAGUCCUAAGGACAGGCCUGAAAACCAGAAACCAGAGGAUGAGAAGAGUCCUGAAGAGAUGCCUGAUUCUCCGAAGCCAGAGGAUGAAAAGAGUCCUUAUGAUAAACCGGACAAACCAAGUCCAGUAGAUAAAGUGAGUCCUUAUGGAAAACCUAACCCAUUCAAACCAGAGGAUGGGAAAAGUCCUAAGGACAAGCCUGAAAACCAGAAACCAGAGGAUCAGAAGAGUCCUGAAGAGAUGCCUGAAUCACCGAAGCCAGAGGAUGAAAAGAGUCCUGAUGAUAAACCGGACAAACCAAGUCCUGUAGAGAAAGUGAGUCCUGAUGGAAAAGCUAACCCAUCCAAACCAGAGGAUGAGAAAAGUCCUAAGGACAAGCCUGAAAACCAGAAACCAGAGGAUGAGAAGAGUCCUGAAGAGAUGCCUGAUUCUCCGAAGCCAGAGGAUGAAAAGAGUCCUUAUGAUAAACCGGACAAACCAAGUCCAGUAGAUAAAGUGAGUCCUGAUGGAAAACCUGACCCAUCCAAACCAGAGGAUGGGAAAAGUCCCAAGGACAAGCCUGAAAACCAGAAACCAGAGGAUGAGAAGAGUCCUGAAGAGAUGCCUGAAUCACCGAAGCCAGAGGAUGAAAAGAGUCCUGAUGAUAAACCGGACAAACCAAGUCCUGUAGAGAAAGUGAGUCCUGAUGGAAAACCUACCCCUUCCAAACCAGAGGAUGGGAAAAGUCCCAAGGACAAGCCUGAAAACCAGAAAACAGAGGAUGAGAAGAGUCCUGAAGAGAUGCCUGAAUCACCGAAGCCCGAGGAUGAAAAGAGUCCUGAUGAUAAACCGGACAAACCAAGUCCUGUAGAGAAAGUGAGUCCUGAUGGAAAAGCUAACCCAUCCAAACCAGAGGAUGGGAAAAGUCCCAAGGACAAACCUGAAAAGCAAAAACCAGAGGAUGAGAAGAGUCCUGAGGAGAUGCCUGAAUCACCGAAGCCAGAGGAUGAAAAGGGUCCUGAUAAUAAACCUGAAAAGUCCAAAACAGCUGAUAAAAUGAGACCAGAUAAUAAACCUGAAAACCCCAAAUUAGAAGAUAGAAAUAAUCCAGAAGAUAAGCCUGAACAACCCGAACCAGAUAAAAAGCCUAAACAAUCUAAACCAGAGAGUAACAAGAGGCCAAAUGAUAAGCCUGAUAAAUCGAGGACAGAAGAUAAAAAGAGUCCGGAUGAAAUGCCUGAACAGCGCAAACCAGGAGAUGAGAGUAGUCCAGAUGAUAAACCUAAAGAACCAAAACUAGAGGAAAGGACUGAAACUCCCAAACCAGACAAUAACGAGAGUCAAGAUAAUAAGCCUGAAAAAUCGAAGCCUGAAGAUGAGGUUAGUCCAGAUGAUAAGUCUGAAAAAUCCAAACCAAAGGAUAAAGAAAGCCCAGAUGAAAAACCGAAUCCAGAAGAUAAAAAGAGUCGAGACAAUAUGUCUGAAAACCCCAAACCAGGAGAUGAAAAAAGGCCAGAUGAUGAGCUUCAACAACCUAAACCAAGUGAUGAAAAAAGCCCAAAGGAAAAAACGAAACCAGAAGAUGAAAAGAGUCCAGAUGAUAAGCCUAAAAAACCCAAACUAGAGGAUAGCAAAAGACCCGAUGGUGAGCCUGAAAAACCGAAAACAGACGAUGGGCCUAAGGAGCGCAAACCAGAGGAUGAAAAGAGCCCAGACGAAAAGCCGGAAUCAUCCAAACCUGAAGAGGAAAAAAAUCUUUCCAAGGAACAAGAGCAACCUAAUCCAAAAGACAAAACAGAUCCUGAAGAUGAAUCAAAGAAGCCAGAUAUGGCAUUCCCAGAUGAUAAGCGUUUACAGAAACCAGAUAUCGAUCAAAGAAGCAAUCAAACACCUUCAACAAAAACUGGGGCACCUACGAAAAAUCCUAACAAUAUUUCAAAGGAUAAUUAUCUUGAUAAACCUAAACCUGAUUCUACUCCUGAAACCAAACUUCAAGACGACAAUACUCCUUCUUCCGAGCCUGAUGAUGAAGAGUGUUCUGAAGAUCCUUCUGAGCCGGACGAUGAAUCACCAGAUGAGCCUGAAGAUAAUUCACAAGAAAUGCAACCUGUUUCGGAUGAACCUGUAUUAUUACCCAAUGGUAAACCACAUCCUUAUCCUAAAAAUCCUUUCCUAAAUCCUGCACUUGGGAAACAGUCAAAACCACCAAAGCCAGGAAAUAAUAUUGAUAGCAGAGGAAAUUUCGAACCAGAUGUUUAUAAAGGUGUUGGAGGAUACAGAGGUGAUGUAGAAAAAGAUGGUGCAUCUAAACCACCAGGACCCCCUGGAUCAUCAAAAAAUGGCCCUGCUCCUGGAAAAGGAAAUCCAUUUAUGAAUGGACUAUCUGGUGCAAAUCCGUCCUCAGGUAACCCAUUUACGAGUGGAUUACCAAAAACAAAUCCCAGCAGCCCUAAUACAAAACCACCCUCAGGAAAUCCAUUCCUUUCUGGAUUAUUUGGCAAUCCUAGUCCUUCGGAUAAAUCUGGUGAAAAUAGUCCUCAGCGUCCAGGAACUAAUACACUAAUUGGAGAAGGAAAUCCUUUUCUAUCUACACUCUUCAAUAGAGGAAAUUCUGGAAACCCUCAAAACAGAUUUGUUCGAAAUUAUCCAAAUUCCGGGGGAAAUCCAUAUUCAGGAAAAUAUUUGGAUCAGAAGGCCGACAAUCCUUUCAGCAAUCUACCAUCGAUUGUCACGUUUGGGCCAUUCAGUGUUGCUGGAACAUCUCAUCAAUCUUCAUUCUUCGCACCUCAAAACUUUGAUCAAUCUAAGGGCGAUUUUCCAUGACCUUCAGAUGUUUCCGAAAAUAAACCACUUAAUUUUGAGAGUAACUGGCCUGGACUUGUACGCAUUAUUCUAAACAGAUGAUGAUAUACCAAAAAAUAUUAUUGAUAAGGCUUUAUAUCAGUAUCAUGUAGAACUAAAAUAGAGACUUCACGCAAUCAUUAUAAUUCAUUUAUAGGAUCAUCUUUAGUUUUUUUUAUUAUGUAGGCAAUCAUUUUUUUAUUUAACGACAUGUGUGUUCAUAAUGUGUAUUUUGUAUUUUAUUUGUAAACUUAUUUUGGUAUUGAUAAUUGAAAACAAGUUUAUUAUGUUAAUUCCCAAUACUAUAAAUAUAGAAAAAAUAAAAUAAAUUCGUCAUAUAUUCCUUCAAUUUUUUUUC